UCCCCACCUAGUUAUUCUCCCCUUAGCUGCGGUCUGGCUAUGGCCAUGCUCCUUCGGGUGGCUACCCAGAGGCUGCCUCCCUGGAGGAGCUUCUGCUCCAGGGGGUCGCAGGGUGGACUCAGCCAGGACUUUGUGGAGGCUCUGAAGGCAGUUGUAGGGAGCCCCCACGUGUCCACUGCUUCUGCAGUCAGAGAGCAACACGGGCAUGAUGAAUCGAUGCACAGGUGUCAACCUCCUGAUGCUGUGGUGUGGCCUCAGAAUGUGGACCAGGUCAGCCGAGUGGCAAGCCUGUGCUACAAUCAAGGUGUUCCCAUCAUCCCAUUUGGCACAGGCACCGGUGUUGAGGGGGGAGUCUGUGCUGUGCAGGGUGGAGUGUGCAUCAACCUGACCCAUAUGGACCAGAUCACGGAGCUGAAUACAGAAGACUUCUCAGUGGUGGUGGAGCCUGGAGUCACCCGUAAAGCUCUCAAUACCCACCUUCGUGACAGUGGCCUUUGGUUUCCUGUUGACCCAGGUGCAGAUGCUUCUCUGUGUGGCAUGGCAGCCACCGGGGCCUCGGGCACCAAUGCUGUGCGCUAUGGAACCAUGCGGGACAACGUGAUUAACCUGGAGGUAGUGCUGCCUGACGGCAGGCUGCUUCACACCGCAGGCCGGGGCCGCCAUUACAGGAAGAGUGCAGCUGGCUACAAUCUCACAGGACUCUUUGUGGGCUCUGAGGGGACUCUGGGCAUCAUUACAUCGACCACCCUGCGCCUGCACCCUGCGCCCGAAGCCACAGUGGCUGCCACCUGUGCGUUCCCCAGUGUUCAAGCGGCUGUGGACAGCACAGUUCAGAUCCUCCAGGCUGCAGUGCCCGUGGCCCGCAUUGAGUUCCUAGAUGAUGUCAUGAUGGAUGCCUGCAACAGACACAGCAAACUUAACUGCCCUGUGGCACCCACACUUUUCCUGGAGUUCCACGGUUCCCAGCAGACACUGGCAGAACAGCUCCAGCGCACAGAGGCAAUCACUCAGGAUAAUGGUGGCUCUCACUUCUCCUGGGCCAAGGAGGCCGAAAAACGCAAUGAACUUUGGGCAGCGCGGCACAAUGCUUGGUAUGCAGCCUUGGCCCUGUGUCCAGGAAGUAAGGCCUAUUCCACGGAUGUGUGCGUACCCAUCUCCCGGCUGCCAGAGAUCUUGGUAGAGACCAAGGAGGAGAUUAAAGCUUCAAAACUCACAGGAGCCAUUGUUGGGCAUGUGGGUGAUGGCAACUUUCACUGCAUCCUCCUGGUCGACCCAGAUGAUGCAGAGGAGCAGAGGAGGGUCAAGGCCUUUGCAGAAAAUCUGGGCAGGCGGGCCCUGGCACUCUGUGGGACAUGCACCGGAGAACACGGCAUUGGACUGGGCAAGCGGCAGCUGCUCCAAGAGGAAGUGGGCCCCGUGGGCGUGGAGACCAUGCGGCAGCUCAAAGACACACUGGAUCCCCGUGGUCUCAUGAACCCGGGCAAAGUGCUAUGAGGAAUGUGUCACCCUUGGCCGGCAAUCUCCAGAAUGCCAAGCCCGCCCCUGUUCUGGACUUUUCCUUCAUGCCAAUGAUCAAGCACGAAAUGGAAGGGCUGAUGCUAUCUAUCUAUGCCUGCUAGGUAGCCUCUGUAGCUGGGGCUCAAGUUGAAGGUGACGGAGCUGGACUCUCCCUCUCACAGAAAGCUGCUACCCUUGUUCUUAGGAGCCUUUUACUGCGGUAGAAAACCCAGGGUGUUUCCCAGUGGGGUGUCUUCCUGGCAGGCAGAGGUGGUGUGGAUCUACUCCAAGCUAAGAUCAGAUCCGUCUGUGGGAGCCUCUCCUCUGCUGGUGCCCGGCAUCAUGACUCACCCUGUAUAUAUGAUGAUAGGAGCGUUCCUUUCCUUGCAGAGGGAGGAGCGUUCCAUCCCGCACUGUUGGGCCGGCUCUUUGGUCACGUGAACCCACCCCGUUUGCAGCUGCAUCCUUUCCCCCUCUAGGUCUCUUGACCUUGGGCUAAAAAGCAUUUGUUUUGGGCCCAUCCCCAGUCUAACUGUAGCCUGGGGAGGGGAUGGAGUUCAAGUUUUGGAAGAAAGUCAGUCCCAGCCCCUCUGCUUUUGCAUACCUGAGGCAGGAGACCUGCCUGUGGUGGAGGUCACCUGACAGCUUCCCCACCAGGAAACUGAAGCACCUUCUUCAAGCUGUUAUGUAGGACAAUAGAAAUACAGAUGAGCUAACCUACUGUGUCCCAUCCCUACCCACGGAAUAAAGCACAAUCCACCAGCGCUUACUUUCAAAGUCAGGGGCUUGCCUACUUUGGGGCCUGGCGGUUCUGAGACUCCCUGGUCAGAGCCCUUGUCUGGAGGUACUUGGCAGUUGUUCCCCAGAUGUCCACGAGAGGGCGCGCAACACCAGAAACCUAGCAGACACUUUUAGGGUGGCCAGUCUCUAGGCAUUUUACCCUUGUGGGUCCCAGUCAACUGUAGUACCAUCUUCUCUACUGCUUGAUAUUUGGGUUGGAAAAAAAAAAAAAAAAAAAAAAAA
Messenger RNA from Mus caroli (Ryukyu mouse), 2520 nucleotides. It is a transcript of the gene Ldhd, whose product is annotated as lactate dehydrogenase D. Gene Ontology annotation, molecular function: D-lactate dehydrogenase (cytochrome) activity; FAD binding; D-lactate dehydrogenase (NAD+) activity. NCBI's taxonomy places the organism in Eukaryota, Metazoa, Chordata, Mammalia, Rodentia, Muridae. Gene Ontology annotation, biological process: lactate catabolic process. Gene Ontology annotation, cellular component: mitochondrion. The record is from RefSeq and is a predicted model, not a curated record.